AUGAACUCCUUACAAAUCUUCCUUAAAGACGAACCACUCGACCAAAUUACUAUCUCUAGGUUAUUACAUAAGUUAUGGAGCGAUUAUGGGAUGCAAACAGAGGAAAUAGACCGAGAGUGUCUCAUAAAGGUUUUAGAAGAUGCUACAGCGAAAAGUAAUGAUGAAGAGCGUAAACACCAUCUUGAAUCAUUACAGGAUAUAAAUAAGGAGCUUAAAGCGCUGAUGUUAGAUACUGACUUAUUUCAGUCUAAAUCUUGUAAAUUUGAUUGGAAAUCUAGAGCUGUACGAAAUAUAAGCAGUUUAAAGGAUGUUAUAAAAAAUCAAAAAGAUGCAUCCCAAGCGCAUGAACAACUUCAUAAGAAAAUAGGUGAAGUAGAUGUUAGCAAUUUGUUGCAUGAUGACCCAUUGGUUAAUGGUGAACAUCAAAGUUUUCUUGUUGGAGAAAAGGUCUCUAUAAAAAGACUAAGUAGAGAUGCUUCAAUAAGAAGGGUAUGUAGCGAAUUUACUGCAAAUAGAGAUAAAAUCCGCCAACUCUAUAGGUUCAUAGUGAUGCCCUCUGAAGUAGUAUCUCAUAAUCAAUGGGUUGAGCAAGAGCACGAUAGAGAGCAAGUUGUAAGAGGUAUUGCAGAUAUUCUUUUGCAAAAGAUAAAAAUGAACAUACUUCGUAAAGUUACAGAAGGGUCAGAAGGCACUCUUGUGGAAGCUGUAUUUCAUUUAAUUGAGGCAACGUUGUACCGGCUACCAAUUGAAUAUGAUGUGGAGGUGACAAGAAGCGAAAAACAGAGUAUUGCUAGCAAAAAUUACAAAGCCCAAGAAAAUAUCGGUUCAAGAGGUGAGAAGCCUGAUCUAAUGGUACGAGCAUUUUUUAGGCAGAAAUAUAAUGAACUGGUAUAUAUUGAGAGUGGGAAAUGGAAAUCUGAUGAUGAAAAAAUUCACUAUGAUCAUAAUAAGUUGGCAAGACUUUGUUUAUAUGGUUACAAAGAGAUAUCAAAAAAAACUAUAAAAGAUCAGUUGCAAAAAAUCUAUAUCUCAUUCGGUAUAAAUAUUGCAGGUGAUCGUUUAGUACUUCAUGGUUUACUUUAUGAGAAGGGUGUAAAAUAUUAUCUUCUUGUCGCUUCAGUGAAAAUUCCAUUCCGUGAUGAAUCAGUUGAAGAGGUAGAAGAAUUUGUCUAUACACUAAUGACAUUAUGG
Messenger RNA from Racocetra persica, 1191 nucleotides. Lineage: Eukaryota; Fungi; Glomeromycota; Glomeromycetes; Diversisporales; Gigasporaceae. The record is from the annotation of a GenBank genome assembly.